AUGACAGUCGAUACACUGACCACCGUAGCAGCACUGGUGACCUUCUUAUCAGAGACCAUAGCACAGGACUGCCAGCCGAGGGACUACGGCUGGGGCAGUUUUGUUUGUGUCUGCAAUGCGCAUCAUUGCGACUUCAUCGGUGACAUAGGCGAUCUGCCGAGUGGAGAAGUGGUUGUGUUCGAGAGCAGCAAAGCCGGCUUGAGAUUCGCCAAGACCACUGCAAAAUUUAGUGAAACAACAGAAGUUGCUGAUGACGAUGACACACGAGUCCUUUCGGUCAACUCAUGCACAACAUUCCAGAGGAUACUUGGUUUUGGAGGCGCCUUCACUGAUUCCGUUGGAAUAAAUCUGAACUCUCUGCCGAGCGACAUGCAAGAUAAUAUCCUCAAGUCCUACUAUUCUAAAGAAGGAAUCGAAUACAACAUGGGAAGAAUCCCGUUGGCCAGCACUGACUUCUCUGAGCGCAAAUACACGUAUGACGAUUCGCCCGAUGACUUUGAGCUGGAAAACUUCACUCUCGCUUCAGAAGACCUCGACCUCAAGAUGCCCCACAUUCAAAAGGCUAUGUCUUUCUCAAGCGACGUCGUGUGGUUCAUCGGCAGUUCCUGGAGUAGUCCGGCGUGGAUGAAGACGAAUGGCGAGCUUGAGGGUCUCGGUUUUCUGAAGGGUCUUCCUGGCGGGCCGUAUUACAAGACUUGGGCAAAGUAUCAUAUCAGGUUUAUCCAAGAGUACGAGAAACAGGGAGUUCCCAUAUGGGGUCUCACGACGCAGAACGAACCAACGUCGGGCUUUGUUCCGUUCUAUCCAUGGCAGACACUGGGUUUCACGGCCUGUAGUCAGAGAGACUUCAUCACGCUCGACCUCGGGCCGGCUCUGGAACACGCUGGUUACGGCGCGGGCAAAGUGAAGGUCAUGAUCUUUGACGACAAUCGCCUCUUCCUUCCGCUCUGGGCAAACUUGAUCCUCAGUGACCAUGAGGCGGCAAAGUACGUGCACGGAGUUGGCGUCCACUGGUACCAGAACAAGUUUGUUGGCCCAGCUGUACUAGACCACGUGCGACAGAACUUUCCGGAUAAGUUCAUCCUUGCUACAGAAGCCUGUUCCGGAUAUGAGAUAACGACGGUGAACAAAGUCAAGCUUGGCAGCUGGGAUAGGGCCGAGGAGUACGCCAGUGACAUAAUCGAGAACCUAAACCACGGUGUCGGUGGUUGGAUAGACUGGAACCUCGUUUUAGACACAGAAGGUGGUCCCACGUGGGCCAACAACUACGUUGGCUCACCUAUUAUUGCAAAUGCCACUGCUGAAGAGUUUUACAAACAGCCUACGUAUUACGCUAUGGGCCACUUCAGCAAGUUCAUUCCAAGGGGCAGUAUCAGGAUAUUUUCGAGCCUGGAACAAUACAGCAUUAUAGACAUUUUUGAAAAAGAAGUGGAACAUACCGCAUUCUUGAGGCCGGAUUCAGACAGUAGUGGUUAUCGUCCUGAACAAAACCGCAAAGUCAUGUUGAGGAUCCAAGACCAGUCUAACCCUGUCAAUAUUCAGAAAGUCAUCAGCGAACGUUCCAUUGCAACGUUCAUCUGGAAGGCAGACAGCCCAUGCCCGACAUAG
Molecule: messenger RNA, 1608 nt
Organism: Rhipicephalus microplus (southern cattle tick)
Lineage: Eukaryota; Metazoa; Arthropoda; Arachnida; Ixodida; Ixodidae
Product: lysosomal acid glucosylceramidase
Biological process (GO): glucosylceramide catabolic process
Molecular function (GO): glucosylceramidase activity
Source: RefSeq, a predicted model, not a curated record